GUGAUUCAUUGAUCAUUACAGCACUGUCAUCCAUUGAAAACGAUAAGAAUCUUGAUUUUUUUUAAUGUGUUUGUAUAUGUAAAUCAUAGAUAUUCUUUUUUUUUGAUUAUUUCAUUAAUGUGACGCCCAACGUGGCGACAUUAUUUGAUAUCAUCAUCAUCAUCUUAUUCAAUACAAUUUGAUUAUUAUCAUCAUCAUCAAUAUCAUUCAUAAUCAUGUAUUUAUUAAUUACAAAAACAACAUCAUCAUCAUCAUUAUCAUCAUCAUCAUCAUCAAAAACAACAACAACAUCAUUAUUCGUAUGGCUGUUAAGUCAGAUAUUAUUUGGCCAAUUACAAAUGGCCAUGUUGGUACAUGCUACUGGUGGUACCUGGAUAAAUCUUGGAAUGCAAGGGAUCUCAUUGACCAAUAAUGAAUUGUAUCCAACGGAUCUAAGUUCAUAUGAAUUGAAUACAUUGGGCAAUAUGAAUUCCGGAUCAAUGUCACCAAAUUCCUAUAUGUUAGUUAAUGGUGAUGGUAAUGGUGUUAAUUCGGUUUUGUCUACAAAUGGUUUUGGACAAGUAACAUCAACGGCAACAGGAUCCGGAAGCCAUAGUAUGUUUGGUAAUAAUCAUUAUGGAAUGGAUUCAUCAGAAAUUAAUUCCGGUAUUAUUGGAAAUGUUGGCGGAAAUCCUGUACCAUAUGGUACAAACGGAAAUAAUAAUUCUAACAAUAAUAACUAUUAUAAUAAUAAUGAUUAUAAUAAACAACAAAAGAAAAAAUUAUUUUGCAAUGAACUAAAAGGUCUUAGCAAAGGACAGACACAAUUAUGUAAUCUUUAUCAAGAUCAUAUUCCACAUAUUGGACGUGGUGCACGUUUAGGUAUUAAUGAAUGUCAAUAUCAAUUUAAAAGUCAACGAUGGAAUUGUUCAACAGUAGAUGAUAGUUCAGUGUUUGGACAUGUUCUCAAUAUUGCCAGUCGAGAAUCAGCAUUUGCACAUGCUAUUUCAGCUGCCGGUGUUGUAUAUGCUAUUGCACGUGCAUGUCGUGAUGGACAAUUAUCGCAUUGUAGCUGUGGACGUUCAGCAAGACCUAAAUCAUUGAAUCAAGAAUGGAUCUGGGGUGGAUGUGGCGAUAAUCUUGAUUAUGGUUAUCGUUUUUCCAAAAGUUUUAUCGAUGUUCGUGAAAAAGAAAAGAAUCUACAGAAAGGUUCACGUGAAUUGGCAAGAAAAUUGAUGAAUUUACAUAAUAAUGAAGCUGGAAGAAGGGCUGUUAUACGUAAAACGAGAGCAACAUGCAAAUGUCAUGGUGUAAGCGGUUCAUGUUCAGUUGUAACCUGUUGGCAACAAUUAUUAAGCUUUCGUGAAGUUGGCGAUUUUUUAAAAGACAAAUAUGAUGGUGCAACCGAAGUACGUUUAAAUAAACGAUCAAAAUUACAGGUUCGACAUCCUAGUUUUACAAGGCCAACGGCCGAAGAUUUAUUAUAUAUUGAUGAUUCGCCCGAUUAUUGCGAUCAUAAUAAUAAAACGGGUACAUAUGGUACACAAGGACGUUAUUGUAAUCGUACAUCUAAAGGAACUGAUGGAUGUAAUCUAAUGUGUUGUGGACGAGGUUACAAUACACAAAAAGUAACGGUAAAAGAACGUUGUAAUUGCAAAUUUCAUUGGUGCUGUUAUGUUGAAUGUAAAACGUGUACACGAACUAUUGAUCUGUAUACGUGCAAAUGAUCAUGAUCAUCAUAGCCAUCA
Dermatophagoides pteronyssinus (European house dust mite) is the source of this 1727-nucleotide messenger RNA. Its product is annotated as protein Wnt-5a-like. Gene Ontology annotation, molecular function: frizzled binding; cytokine activity. Gene Ontology annotation, biological process: canonical Wnt signaling pathway; cell fate commitment; neuron differentiation. Gene Ontology annotation, cellular component: extracellular region. The record is from RefSeq and is a predicted model, not a curated record. NCBI's taxonomy places the organism in Eukaryota, Metazoa, Arthropoda, Arachnida, Sarcoptiformes, Pyroglyphidae.